Messenger RNA from Plasmodium vinckei vinckei, 3621 nucleotides. Its product is annotated as conserved Plasmodium protein, unknown function. The coding region runs from base 1 to 3621 and encodes 1206 amino acids. Lineage: Eukaryota; Apicomplexa; Aconoidasida; Haemosporida; Plasmodiidae. The transcript has a single exon. The record is from RefSeq and is a predicted model, not a curated record.
AUGAAUUUUUUUUCAAAUAAGCUAAAUAUUAGGAGCACUAAGUCGGAAGUAAUCCGGAAGCCUCCUGACAAAAAUGAAAUAAACAGUAGCAAUGCUAUUGAUAGUGCUAAUAAUGGAAGUAAUAGUAACACGCUUUUAGAUAAUGAAAAUGGGAAAUAUGAACUUAGAAAUAGCACAAAUGGUUUAUAUGGAGAUAAUAAUCAAAGUAUAAAUGGUGGCAUAGACAAAAAAUCUGAAAUUUAUUAUUGUAAUAAUAAUUAUGAUAUGCAAUAUAUGUAUAUGAAUAAAAUGAAUACCAGUGUUGCAUCAUCAAGAAAUCAUACAUCAACACAUAGUAUAAACCCAGCAAGAAAUCAUACUUCAACACAUAGCAUAAACUCAGUAAGAAAUCAUACAUCAACCCAUAGCAUAAAUUCAGCAAGAAAUCCUUCUAUAAAUUUUUAUAACCCUAAAGCGGCAAGGACAUCAAAUAUCCCACGAAAUUUUGAGGAUAAACUACCAUAUUCGCCUUUUUAUUCAAAUCUCCCACCAAAUCUAGAAAGUUCGUCUAUGUAUGAUCCAAAUGAGAGUCGUAAAUCACAAGGAAAUUCUCAAAUAGUAGAACAAUCUAUAGAAUUAUUGAAGCAUUUAAUUCAUCAAGAAAGUAGAGAGCGACAUUAUUCUGGGAGUGAUAACAAUACAAAAAACAAUAUAUUGUUUAAAUUAGCAGAUCAAGUAAAAAAAAAUGAUGAUAAACAAGAAUUAAUGUAUCCUGAUUAUAAUAGUAAUAGUAGUAAUUAUUCUAUGGACAUGUAUAAGAAAAAGGUGGAUAUGUUAAACUUAAAAUUUGCUAAGUUAAAAAAUGAAUAUGCAAGUUUAAAUAAUGAAAAUUCGGUACUUAAAAAACAGAUAAGAUAUAUAAAAGAUAAUUAUAAUACUGUAGGUCAAAAAAGUUUAACAUCUGCCAUUCCAAGAGGAUCACCAAAAGAUCCUUUAAAAAUGGAUGGACAUAGUAAUAUGCAUGAUUAUGAAAAUAAAUUAAAUAAUAAUAUCCCGCUCAAUCCCAUUGGCAGAUCACCAUCUAUGUAUAUACCCGAGAAAAAUCACUUUUAUGAUAAUACAACACGACCAAAUGAAAAUGCUUUUUGUGAUGGAUUUAAAGGUAAAGCUCCUUUACCAUCUAAUUAUGGAUCCAAUAAUGUGAAUGAACAUAAUAUCAAUGAAAAUCAAUUGAACAAAAUCAAAGACGAAAUUCGAAAAGAGCUAAGAAGCCAAAUCAGAAAUGAAAUAAUCAACGAAGUUAAAAGUGAAAUAAUACAACAAGUUACAAAUCAAAUGGAAAAAAAAUAUAACGAAGAAUUGAAUAAGUUAAGAGCGAAAUGCCACAGCAUGGAACUAAAUAAUAUUCACAAUAAUACUCAAAAUAAUCAAUUAGAUACAAUUUUAAAUAAUUGUAAAAAUAAACUUAGUGACGAAAUAAAUGAUACUGUCGAUAAAUAUAAAAGUAAUGUAGUUAAUACUUUUAAAGAGUCACUAAAAAAUGCGUUUAAUGAAAAUGAAUAUAAGGAGGAUGAUCAAAAUAAUAAUGAUAAUGCUGAUGAAAACAAACAAAUUAAAAAUGAUAACACUUUUUUCAAUUCUGUUCAUUCAUUUAAUAAUAAAAUAAAUGAAUGCAUAAAUAUUAUAGAUGAGGUGGAGAAGUUGCAAAAAAAUAUGAAAAAUAACCAAAAUAAAAUAAUUAAUGAAAAAAAUUUAUUAUUUGAUGCUUUGAAUAAUAUAAAUUCAGAUAUAAAUGAUAUUGACAAUAUAAUAUAUAAUAUAAAUGCAAAUAUAUCCCAAGAUAAUAUUUUCAAUCAGGAACAAUUAUAUCCAGAUGAUCUUGAUUUUUUGAAAGUUUUAUCUACUCAAAGUUUUGAUACUGAUGAAAAUGAUGCUGAGGUGUCAAACGAAUUACCUUAUAUAAAUGCACAAGAAAGUAACCAUAAUGUGCAAGGCAGUGAAAUUAAGUUGGUUAAAUCUGAUGAACAAAAUGAUUAUAUUAAUGAGAUUUCAAAUAAAAAUAAUCUCAAUAAGGAAUCUGAAUUACUUUUAAGUGAUAAUGUAUCACAUAUAGAAAUAAACAAACCACCAGUUGAAAAUAAAAUUGUUGAAAAUAAAAUUGAUAUGUUUAAUAAUUUAACUAAAGAUAAAAUGAAUAAAGAAGAAAAUUCAGUAUUUACUCCGAACAAUUAUUCGGAUGGAGUAACAAACGAAAAUAAUAAUAAAUAUCCAGGGGAAUAUUAUAAGGAUGAUAUUACAAUAAAUGAAAUGAAUACUGAAGAAAAUAAUAUUAUAAUAGAAGAAAAUAAUGUGAACUCUAUAGGAAAUAAUUGGAAUAAUAUUUCCGAAGAACCCGAAAAGCCAACAGAUAAUAAUCCAUACGUUAAUAAUGAAAACACAACUAGUAAUAUUACUAAUGAUACAACGAAUAAUAAUAUUAGUACUAAUAUUUCGGAUGAUAUAAAACAGAAUGAUGAAAAUAUAACUUCUCCAGUCUCAGAGAAAGGUAAAGAUAAGACAAAAUCUAAAUGGAAGACCUUUUUUUCAAAAAAGAAAAAAAAUGUGAGCAAUAAUUUGGAUGAUAAUAGUACUGAAUUAUGGCCAAAUACCGAAAAUGACCCAAAUAAUAAUAUUUCCAAUGUGGAUGGGAAAAUUGAUAUCAUUGAUCAAGUUGAUAACAAUAAUAACAUCGAAUAUAAUGGUGAUCAAAAUAAUAAUAAUAAUUUAAAUAUAGUAUCUGAUACUAUAACUAAAGAAAAUAAUGGUAUUGAAGCAUAUCCAAAUGGUGAAUAUAAUUCUUAUAAUACCCCAUUUAUGGAUACUUCAAAAAAUGAGCAAAAUAUAGGUCCCCCAGUUCAAUUAAAUCCACAAAAUAAUUAUAGCACUAAUCAAAACAAUUACAUCAAUGAAACAGGAAUGUUCAAUUAUAGCAAUAAUGCAUAUAAUAAUCCAAAUCAAUAUGUUAAUCCUAGCCCUGAUAUGAUAAAUAUGGGAAACUUUUCUAAUACCCCUAAUUUAAAUGACCAUUAUAAUAAUGCUACAAAUAACAGUAGUAAUUAUGGCCCUAAUUAUACAGACAACACUAAUUUAUUCCAAAAUGAUAAUUACAAUGUAUAUAAUAACAAUAAACUACCCAACAAAGCAUCCAAAACAUGUUCCAUUUAUGCAUAUAAUGUAAACUAUAAUAACAAUAACAAUGAUAAUAAUAAUAAACCUGGCUUUUCUGAGAUGACUAAUAUGCAUUUAAAUAAUACAAACCAAUCCAAUAACAUAAAUUUUGGUGGCGAACCAAAUAGUCCUUAUAUGUUUUACAACAUGAAUAACCAACAUAAUGAAAAUAAUAAUAAUCCUAUGGCUUACUUUAAUGGAUAUAAUAAUCAGCCAGUAACUAUUCCACCACAACAAAAUAACGCAAAUAUUUAUAAUAAUACUAUGGACAUAAAAAGAAUGAGUACUAAUGUAGAAAAUAAACCUAGAAUUCAUACUACCAAUAUUUUUCAAAAUAAUAAAAUGAGUUUAUCUACAAAAAGUGAAGUACAUUAUAACUCAUUAAAAUCGCAAAAAAAUACGGGAAAAAAAAAUCUCGAAGAUUUAUUUGCAUAA